GAAGAGAGGGAAAGAGAGAAAGAGAGAGAGAGAGAGAGAGCCAGGCAUGUGUGCAUAAUUAGAGCUUGGCUGGUCCUCGCUCGGAAUGUGGGAUGGCCAAAAGCUCCUCUCUCACUCUGGUGGGCUGGGAUCCCCUAAUCACACAGUCUCGUCCCCAAGGGUCUGUCGUAUUGUCUCAGAGUUAAUCGGGACUUCGUCAAGGACUUAACGGUUAAAAACAAAUGUUGAUGCUCUAUUUCUCUGUUGCUGUCGACACUUGAGAAAAAUGGACAACGGCGGUGGUGGAAAUGGGGGGAUGGAAUUUCACCUGAGGAUGUUGUUUCUGGAUGCAGAGAUGGAAUGUAACAGAACAGUUCUGUCCCAGCCACCCCCCACAGAAGGUGUGUACUGCCCUGCUCUGUUCGAUGGAUGGAGCUGCUUCAAUUACACAAAAGGCGGCGAUACGGCCUACAGCCCGUGCCCAAAUUUUCCCGUCUUUAACCCUUUAGCCCAAGCAGUCCGGAAGUGUGAAGAAAACGGCUCCUGGUGGGUGAACCCGCUAGUUGGUGAGGCGAAGAGCGACCACACCGCAUGCUUGCACAACAGAACUGAACCGGACGAGAUACCAGACCACGAGUCGUUCAGCUAUGUAUAUUUGUUCAUCGCUGGUGCAUCCCUGUCUCUCAUUCUGCUGACUAUCUCCCUAGUCAUCUUCUACGGGUUCCGUCAGCUCCGCUGUGACCGGGUGACCAUCCACAAAAACCUGUUUAUCAGCUAUAUCUUCACCGCUCUCACUUGGAUCAUCUAUUACCGUGCCGUGGUUCUGGAUGGAGACGUCAUCAUUGCUAACCCGGUUUGGUGCCAAUUCCUGCACGUUCUGGCCCAGUACUUCACCACCACCAAUUUCUCUUGGAUGUUCUGCGAAGGCCUCUACUUACACAUCAUCAUGGCGCAUGCGCUUCGAACUGGAAAGAAACUUAUCAAAUGCCUAGUCAUUGGAGGAUGGGGUGUCCCAUUUCUACUCACUGUUGUGUAUGGAGCGGUCCGCGGCGGAGCUCAGACUCAGGCUCACAG
This is a messenger RNA of Aplysia californica (California sea hare), 1053 nucleotides long. Its product is annotated as calcitonin receptor. The record is from RefSeq and is a predicted model, not a curated record. Gene Ontology annotation, cellular component: plasma membrane. Gene Ontology annotation, biological process: cell surface receptor signaling pathway; adenylate cyclase-modulating G protein-coupled receptor signaling pathway. NCBI's taxonomy places the organism in Eukaryota, Metazoa, Mollusca, Gastropoda, Aplysiida, Aplysiidae. Gene Ontology annotation, molecular function: G protein-coupled peptide receptor activity.